AUGCAACAACCUUCCAUUCAGCCUACGUCGAAAAUAUCGCCAAAGACGACUACAACAAUGCCGCCGAAAUCAGGUCCGAAAUCUAGCGAUGUCUCCAGGUCUGAACGUGCUUCGGAGCAAACAGUAUCUAUCCAAAAUUUGCAUUUCCCGACAACAUGUGAAUCGAAAGGCGUUUUCAUAGUUCAUCAGAAGGAACAGAAGGAGGCAUUUGAGAAAAUAAGUUCAAAGUCGGACCAUGGGCAAAAAAUUCGCGGCAUUGAUUUAUCUACUUCGACAAAUUCACAUUUUGACCAUAUGAUUCUUUCCGUGCCGAAAAAAUUUCGGGCCAAAAGUUGUGGCUCUUCGUCGAUAAAAUCCGUCGACAUUAGAUCUGAGACUCUAACAACCCCUCAUCAUUCGACUACUGAGACCAAGCGCAACAAAUUGACUUCCGAAGCCAUGAUCGAUACCGAACACAAAAGUUCGCACAAACCUGAAGAUUUUCAUGGUCCCGAGUGGAAGCGUCCUUGCAAAGAAAGCUUUGUAGCUGGAGCACCUAGAAAGUUUGUUGGUACUUGUCCUCAUAACUAUGAGCUUCUGUCUAAAAUGUCAUUGCCGAAACAAAAAUUUUUUUUGACUCAAGAUCCGCGUAAGGUUCAUUGUUUAGUCAAUCCAGAUGUCUUACGUACUAAAGCGUACUCAAAGAAGAAAGAAUUCGAUGCUCUCACCAAAAUGGUUAAACAUGCGCAAAACGUUUGCGUUGCUGCGGCUUCUGAAUCUUCCGAAUCUUUUGUAUGCGAGGUGAUCGAUUUAGAAAAUCCCUUAAAUUUGGAUUUCCAGGGCUUAGACUAUGCAAAUACCUAUCAGAAAGAUGAGCAAGACUUGCAAAAUCAGCGAAACUAUCGACGCGUAUGUCGACAUUUAGAACGUAAACGUGUAAAGGAGGAGACAGCAGAGCGGGUGGAACAUGAAUUGCAUCGGCAACGGUUAGAUAUACCUCCCCGAUACGCUGUACGUGAUCGAAAUGUGGUCCCACCUCCUCCGGUCAGUGAGGAGCCUUUUAAGUUAGGAAAACUUUUUCGAGCUGGCGAUAAGCCCUACAAUAAAAUGCUAGUAAAACAAGAAAGAGAACGGCGGAGCGAACGAUAUAAGGAUUUGUAUUUGAAGAAUAGGCAAAGAAUGUUGAAAAAUGAAGAAAAAGACGAGCACAAGAAGGCAAAAGAGGGAAAACAGUAUGGUAUGACAUUGGCCGAAAGGAACUUUCGGUCGUUCAAGGAUCAAAUCGAAAAUGCGAUUGAACGCAGUUUCAAAACAGAAAUGCUGCUGAAAAAGCCAGAGGUACAACGACGCAUAUUUCCACACACCAUACGAGAAACGAAAAUUUUUAAACGCGAUCUUAAAGCGCACGAUCGCAUGCUACGAGAUGAAGCCCGUGUCAAGCGAGAUUUUUAUAUACAGUAUGUAGGCAAAGAAAAAAAUUAUCCUGAGGCUGAUUUGGAAAUUAGCAGUGACAGCGCACUUUCACACGUGUCUAGACUCACCGAGCAAUCAUCUGAUGACGAAGAUGAUAUGGUAGUUGGAAAGGAGGGCAAUGUUUUUAAAUUGCGUGGCUUUCACUUUAAGUUGGGUGAUACGGUAAGAGGUAAAUUUCAUCAGCGCGAAAAGCAGCAAGGCAUCCGCAAAGAGAAAGGCUGCAUUACCCGCGAACAAUGGUUAGGUGAAUUGGUUCCGAAAAAGGAAAAGGUUAGGGUGGAUGUUGAUGUAGGUAUACAGAAAUUGCGAAGCCCCGAUGAUCCCAAUUUGGAUCUUUUCCCGCCGAAAUACGGUAUGAAAGUGCCCGUAGUCAAACAGAGCGCUAUCAAGGAAUUUCGUGAUAAGCCCUUGGGACGGCAUUACGAGCGUGUAAUACGCAAGAGUUUGAAAUUUAUUAAACCGCGAUUACGUUACCGCGUGAAGAAAUUCGAUUUAAUUAGUUAUCGUUUUGGUGAUGUGGCUAAAAGAUUGGCGCAAAUUAAAGGACCUUUACCAGAUUUGAAUACACGACAUUUAGGUUUAAAAACAACGGCUGAAUAUAUACAAGCUAAGGCCGAGAUAGAGAGACGACGCCAAAUGGAUAUUAAGGAGAAGCGACUAAAACUUUUGGGCAUUCCUUGCAAGUUUGUCAGGAAAUCAAGUCUUCAAACUAAAUGCGAAAAUUCAGAGAGCAGCUCUGAUUCGGAAUGGGUACCCGAACGUGAGCCUGAUUAUGAUGCCGAAAUGGAUGAAGUGCAGCGCAAAGUAGAAAGAGAAAAAUUUCUCGCUAAGAUAAGACCAAUAAGAUUGCGAACCAAUAUGCCAGCACCGAAAUAUCGCGAACCCACACUUAGACAACAUCCCAGACGUAGGCGAGACUAUGAAAACUUACGAGUACCCUCGGAAAUAUUUGAUGAUGUCGUUCAAACGACCAACGUUCCACAUAUGUCUCACCUACCACAAGAUCAUAUUAACUAUGCUAACGUUGCUUUAAGCAAGCGGCCGUUUACUGAUCUAUUUAAUGUUCGUCACCAUCACGACCAUUGGGAUCCCACACAGAUUAAGCGCGUGGACGUUCAUUACAAAGCGAAAGUGGUGAGACCUGAAAUUACAAAGACGAAAGAGAAGGACGAAAAUGGCACAGCAGAAACUUUUGAUAUGGCGAAUCCACCUUGCAAUGCAUAUGUCAGCAUGGACUUGACUUUACCAAAGUGGGAUAUAAGUCGUUUAAUUGCUGAACAUAAUCAAAGCAGUAAAAAAAAAACCGAUGUUCUGGACCGUAUCAAACACAAAGACGUGUGCGACUUAAAAGACAAAGUAUUCCGGAGCCGUGAUUCCCAAGAACUAAAAAGCUUGGACUAUCCGGGGCGACAGGAAUAUUUGCAAUUUUUACAUGAUAUCAAAACAGUCGUACAAGAUAAUAAGAAAUCAGAGGACGCUGGUGAGCGUUUAUUCGUGGAUAGAGUAGCGUUGAUACGUGAAUUGGAAGAAGACCUACAAAGUAUCGAGACUUGUUUGACAUCAUUAAGCAGUUCAGAAUGCACAAAUUUCACCAACGACAGCGGAAGUUUUCUGCUUAUGGAGGGCAAAGAGAAGAUACCUUUGGAUUAUAUACGAAAAUCGUUAGUUCCAUUUGAAGAAUUGCAUCGUUCGCGAUUUAAAGCAGAACCUAUAGAUGUGAGUAAAGAAGGUACCAAUCCGUGGGUAGUUUUGCCAUUUUCAGGUCAAAAAAAAGCUCAAGCGGAACUAAUAACACCCAAAGACAGCUUCUUUACAUUCAAUACACGACUUAAGAAUGGUUUACGUCUCCGUUUGGAGGUUCCUGUUGAAGAUGUGCGAGAAAAACUGCUUGGCCGUGGCGAAAACAAAUACAAGGGUGUUGUAGCCACCGAUAUUGACGAAAACUAUGUGGAUGAACUGAAAAACCGCCCGCCUAUUAAAAUGUACAAGUUUAAAUCAAGUCAUACUUUUAUUAAAGACGCACUUCGUCUCAAGUUUGAAUGCAUGCUAAUACAAGGACAAAUUGUACGAACUAAAAUCUAUGAUCGUUUAAAUGAACAACACUGGGCCGACAUGCAAAGAGUAAAUAUACUUUACAAAAAACUUUUUGCCAAAUGGGGCAAACGUGAAUACGAAGCCUCAAUGGGAGUGGUUUAUAAGGUGAAAUCCUAUUACGAUCAAACAGAUCGUCUAAAAGCGGAGUUUCGAGAGUUAGAACGUCAAUCCGUAAUCCUCAAUAUGGACAUUGUGUUUAUCGAGGGCCAUUGGAUAACUUGCAUAAUGCUACAAAAUUUUCAUUACCUGAUGGCCGACCAGGAAUGGCGUCUAGAACAUGAUUGGAUACAUAUUAAAAAGGAUGAGAACGGCGAAUGUAUAGAAUUGGAGAAUUACGAAGAAUCGAUCAGUAAACGUAGUACAGUCAAUAUGCGAGUACGCGAAAAAGACGACGCUUGGGCCAUUAAAGCUUUCUAUGAAAAUGUAUAUUUGGCGAAUAAAUAUCCAAAUUUGAUCGUAUUUCCAAAUGCUGAUAGCUUUCUUCGAGGCAUUGAACAUUUGAAGGUAAAAACAUUUGUUCUGCUUUUGGAAAUGCAUUUUACGUUGGCCAUACACACAGAAUUGCAGCAUCGUCUGGAAACGUUUCAGGAGUGGUGCGUAGAUGAUUUAACAGAAAAAGAAGAAUAUGUUGACCGGAAAUGUGCAAAAUUGUACUUCAUGGAAGAUCGCGCCAGUUGGCUGCGAACCCGCACUGUCAACUUUCUAGGUGAACCGAUUGCUCUUUCUUUUAAUAAUGAAACUGCGAACAAGGAUCGAGCUGUUAUAUGGGAAGUUUGGCGUGAAGUAGUGCCACCGAACAUGAGAGGAACCGGUGAACAGGAGUUACAGCCAAUCGAUAUGGUGGCCAUGAUAUCCGAUGUUGUUAUGGAGUUAAUAGCCAAAUUCGAAAAUAUCCCAAUGGACGUAAGUCAUAAAAUUGAAAAUAAUUUGCGUACUGAACGAGCCUAUCGCGAGAAGCAGUCCUAUCAGGCCUAUCACAUUGAGCGACGCAUAGAGUCGGAAAUGAAGAACGUUGUCAAGAAUUUACAGCCACCCUAUGAAAAACCGAAAGUAAUUGCCAAGCCGCCGCGCUAUAUUAUUAAAAAGCGCCGCAAACUUAUUGAAGAACCCAAACCAAAAGUAUCCGAGCGUACCAAAUUUUUCUUCCGCGCAUUCCAUGGAGAAGAUGAAGUAAUGCAAAUGACGGAUGUACGCGAAAGUAUCGCCCAUGUUGACAAUAUACAAAGACAAAUCGUACCAUUCUAUUUCGAUCAUUUCCUUAAAUUAAACGGUUAUACUCCUAAUUACAACUUUAAGACACAAGUUGAACUCCGUGAUGGUCCUGAAGUGGAUCGCUUAGCAGUGCAAACAAUUAUACCGGAGGUGAUGACAAAGCUGGAACAGUGGCAGAAAAGGAAGAGAAUUAUCAUGGAAGAACACAUCGCUGGCAACCCCAAAAUGUACGUUGACGUUAUAUAA
Glossina fuscipes is the source of this 5004-nucleotide messenger RNA. RefSeq lists its product as uncharacterized. Bases 1 to 5004 code for a protein of 1667 amino acids. The record is from RefSeq and is a predicted model, not a curated record. Lineage: Eukaryota; Metazoa; Arthropoda; Insecta; Diptera; Glossinidae. The transcript is spliced from 2 exons.